AUGGACUUUCGUGGCAGUUUGCAUCGCUAUUUAAAACUUUACAAGGACGGUUAUAAGGUUUUUCGGGAUCCCCGAUUGGAGUCGACGCAUUCCACGGCCUUUUACUGGAGGGAGCAGAUGAAAGCCAUGCUUUUAUACACGACCUCCGAAGAACGUCUAUUACCCUAUCGUUCCAUUUGGCACACUUUUGUGUUUAUUAAAGCUGUGGUCUUUUUUGGAACAAUUAUUUAUGGUCUAACUGAAUCUGUAGGCGACAGUGUUGAAAUGGGUCGAGAUAUUGCUUUUAUCAUUGGAACAUUUUUUAUUGUUUUUAAAAUUUUUUAUUUUCAAUGGUAUGGCGAUGAUCUUGACGAGGUGAUCAACGACUUGGAGGCAUUUCAUCCUUGGGCACUGGAGGGUCCGGGAGCUGUAGACUUUCGACCUGGCAAGCGUUGGUACUUCUUGAUGGCGUUUUUUAUGUCUUCAUCUUGGGCCUUCUUCCUGUGUAUUUUUCUCCUACUACUAAUAACGUCACCAAUGUGGGUCCAGCAGCAAAACCUACCCUUUCACGCGGCCUUUCCAUUCCAAUGGCACGAUAGAUCCUCUCACCCGAUCACCCACGCCGCAAUUUAUUUGUUUCAGAGUUAUUUAGGGGCAUACGCUCUUACCUGGCUGUUAUGUAUCGAGGGACUCUCUGUGUGCAUUUACGCGGAGCUAACUUUUGCCAUUGAGGUUCUAUGCCUCGAACUUAGGAACCUACACCGCAGAUGUAAUGGAAAUGAACAGCUUAGACGGGAGAUGAUUCGCCUGGUCAGGUUUCAUCAGAAGAUUAUCGAAAUUUUAGAUCGUAUUAAUGACGUUUUUCAUGGUACCCUUAUUAUGCAAAUGUCAGUAAACUUCUCCUUGGUAUCCCUUUCGGUUUUAGAGGCCAUGGAGGCCCGAAAAGACCCCAAGGUGGUGGCUCAAUUUGGAGUCCUGAUGUUGCUCGCCUUGGGACAUCUGUCCAUGUGGUCGGUGUUUGGAGAUAUGUUAUCCCAGGAGUCAUUGAAAGUAGCGGAGGCUGCUUACGAUGCAUAUGACCCCACUAAAGGAUCAAAAGAUGUUUAUAGAAUCCUCUGCUUAAUCAUUCGACGUGCCCAGGAACCGCUGAUCAUGAGAGCCAGCCCCUUUCCUUCAUUUAAUUUAAUAAACUACGCCGCUAUACUCAAUCAAUGCUACGGAAUCCUCACAUUUUUAUUAAAAACUUUGGAUUAA
Drosophila takahashii is the source of this 1233-nucleotide messenger RNA. RefSeq names its product Odorant receptor 65b (gene Or65b). Gene Ontology annotation, cellular component: plasma membrane. Lineage: Eukaryota; Metazoa; Arthropoda; Insecta; Diptera; Drosophilidae. The record is from RefSeq and is a predicted model, not a curated record. Gene Ontology annotation, biological process: detection of chemical stimulus involved in sensory perception of smell; sensory perception of smell. Gene Ontology annotation, molecular function: odorant binding; olfactory receptor activity.